UCUCCACUCCUCUCCCUCCAGAGUGACUCCUCUUCUCAGUCUCGGCCUAUCUUCGGCAGCAGCAGCCCCGCAGCCCCAGCAGCUCCGGCGCAGCCUGCAGCCCGACACAGCCGCCGCCGAGUGUCCCAGCCCGGCAUGUCCUCCUCCGCAGGCCGGGGACACCCACACACGCUUCACUGAGGGCCGGAGAGCCGCUGGCAGGCGGGAGGAACAGGAAAACACACCGUAACGUUUCUGGGUCGGAGGCUAGCUAGCUCUGAGGCUAGCGCAGGGUUAGCCGAGCAGCUAGCGGGGUGACGGCUCGCUCCGAUCCGCGGACACAGGAGCCGAACAUGGCCGAGGGAAGCGACAGCAAAAGCGCGGAGGACAGGGCAGCGAGCCGGAGGCAGAGCGAAGCCAACAGGAAGUUGAAGUACAUCAGCCUGGCGGUGCUGGUGGUCCAGAAUGCGUCGCUCAUCCUCAGCAUCCGCUACGUGCGCACGUUGCCCGGCGACCGUUUCUACACGACGUCCGCCGUCGUCAUGGCGGAGAUCCUGAAGGUGCUGACGUGCCUGCUGAUCAUCCUGCUGCAGAAGAGAUGUAAUGUGAAGGAGACCCUGUUCUUCCUCUUGGACUCCAUAGUGUUUCAGUAUAAAGACACUCUGAAGCUGGCGGUUCCCUCUCUGAUCUACACUCUGCAGAACAACCUGCAGUACGUCGCCAUCUCCAACCUGCCCGCCGCCACCUUCCAGGUGACGUACCAGCUGAAGAUCCUGACCACGGCUCUGUUCAGCGUGCUCAUGCUCAGGAAGUCUCUGUCCCGCGUGCAGUGGGUCUCCCUGCUGCUGCUGUUCGCCGGAGUCGCCGUCGUGCAGGUGCAGCAGGAGGGGAACAAGGAGGCGUCGGUCUCCAACAGUGCCAAUCAGAACUACAUGGUGGGCCUGGUUGCCGUGGUGAUCAGCUGCCUGUCGUCGGGCUUCGCCGGCGUUUACUUUGAGAAGAUCCUGAAGGGAAGCUCCGCCUCCGUGUGGGUGCGCAACGUGCAGCUGGGCGUGUUCGGCACGGCGCUCGGCACGCUGGGCCUGUGGUGGAACGACGGCGCCGCCAUCGCCGAGCGCGGCUUCCUGUUCGGCUACACGCCCAUGGUGUGGUGCGUCAUCUUCAACCAGGCGUUCGGCGGGCUGCUGGUGGCCGUGGUCGUCAAGUACGCCGACAACAUCCUGAAGGGCUUCGCCACCUCCUUCUCCAUCAUCGUGUCCACCAUCAUGUCCAUCUACCUGUUCGCCUUUCACGUCGACCUCCUCUUCACGGCGGGGGCGGGGCUUGUCAUCGGCGCCGUCUACAUGUACAGCCUGCCCAAGCCGGCCGGUGGCGGCGGCGGCGGCGGCGGCGGCAGGGGCGGCUCCUCCUCGCUGACCUCAUCCUCGUCCUCAUCGUCGCCGAACGGCGGCUCUGAAAUGGAGGCUUUUCUUCCAAAGACGCUGCCGCCCGGCGAGCCUCCACAGGCCAGCUGACUGCCUGGCUCAGGAGGAGGAGGAGGAGGAGGAGGAGGAGGAGCAGGGAGCCUCACCCAGCCUCACUGACUGACUGUCUCCUCUCCUCUGUUGUGUGUUGGGUUGUUGGUUGGUCGCCGCGCGUCAUCGUGCCCUCCUUGCCUUAAAACUUUCUUUUUGUUUUUUUCUAAAUGAAGAGAAAAAAAAAAGCCUUAUAAUGAAAACACAGAUGAUUUAUUUCCUGUUCCUGUUGUUUUUCCUGCUGGAGGAGAAGCUGCGGCUCGGUGGAAAGUGUUAGACGGAGGACGAGUGAGAGACGUUUCCCCUCGGCUCCCAGCGUCAGUCUGAGCUCAGAGCCUCACUGCCUCAUCCUGCUUCAUCCCCUCACUCUGUCUCUCCUGGAAAACAGCACCGAGACGCUGACCUUUCCCACUGGCACCUGAACGCAGCAUCACAGUUCUGGCGUGAAGGGUAAAGGGUCAUGCCACAAAAAAAUUACCUGACAAUUUGUUUGAUAAUUUACCAAAAAAAAACUACAAAAGUAGUAAAACAUCACCUGAAAUUUAGUAAAAUAAAAAAAAUAUUAAAAAGUACACUAUUUAUUAAUACCGUUAAUUAUGAUUUAUUAUAUAUUUAAAGAAAUUUAAAAAAUAUUCCAAGAUGGAGUCUGUAAAUCAGAGCUGCUGUAAGGAACCAGGCUAAUGAUUCCCAUAGACUUCAAGUCUUCAUGCUAAGCUAACAGGAAAUGCUAGCCAUAGGACCUGAGCCUCCGGACGUCCAGAGGUGGAGACGGUGUCCAACAUCUGGUCUCAGUCUGGGGACGAGGGGAAAAGGGAGAUUACACACAUUUAAAUUCUAAAUUCUUGUUUAUUAAUAGAGAAAAAUUAAAUUAAACAAAAUACAGAAUCAUCAAAAUCGAGAGAAAUCUGUCUAACAGACUGACGGGCUGAUUUCCCCCAAACCUGAUUCAUGCAGGCGAUUUUUUUUUUAUGGAUUAUUGAUUAUGGAUUAAUUGAUCAGCUCAGUGAGCAGCAGGGCAGCAGAGUGGAAACGUCUCACGUUGGCUUCAUGAUCGGCUCGGGAAAGUGUGUUUACUGCUGAGGCUUUGUGUGUGUGUGUGUGUGUGUGUGUGUGUGGCUCGUCUGACACGUGAUGCUGUAAGGUUAUCAGCUCUUCGUCCUCCUCUUCCUCAGCAGUGUAAAUAUUGUCCAAAAAAAAGCUUCCUCGGAGCGAUUCUGGUCUUCGUGGAUCAUUUGGUCUGAGACGUUUACAGAGAGAAGCCAAACGUUCCUGUUUUUACUGAAACCUUAACUCUCUGCUGAUGAACUAAUUAAUGACCUGAUUAGUUCAUUAAUAGUCUCAGCACUGGUCUGAGAUCAGAUCUGCAGCUUCUCUCGCUGACGGCCGGCUGGCGAAACAGCUUUCAUCAAAUCUUUCGUUUUGUGCCCUGAACGCAUCGCUCUGGCAGCUGCGGCUCCUUUCAGUCACAAAUCUCUGAAUGUCCUGGACUGUGAUUUUCCUCACGAGAGCGCGAACGCUGCAGCAGCCAGAAGUCUGUUUCUUAAUUUUUUAAUUUUUAAUUUUUUUUUAAAAAGGGAGGAAGUGGAGCGCUUCAGACAGUGAGAGUCUUAUUGCGGUUCUGUUAAACCCAUUUAAAAUAAAGGAACAAUUCACCCAAACACUAAACACAUAUACACACAUUUUAGGGUGAAUUGUGCCUUUAAUCGUGCGGGAACAGGAAGUGCAGGAGCUGUGGAGAGGAAGUGAUGUAAGCGAGCGACGCGGUGCCUUCCUGUCGUGUCUGCACAAGCCAUACGCUGUUUGUUUGUUUGUUUGUUUGUUUGUUUACUGUUGUGGUCAGUCAGUUGGUGCACAGAGACUCCGCCCCCAACUCUCUCCCUGUUUACUGGACCAGCUGCUGUGUCUCACACACACACACACACACACACACACACACACACACACACACACACACUGUGUUGGUGUAUAGUCCAGGCUGGACUUCCUGUUCUGUCUCUUCUUCGGUGGUGUUCACAUUCAGUUCACAUUUCAUUCUGUGGUCCUCCUACCCAGAAUGCCUUGCAGUUUGGGUUGGCAUCUCUUGUUAGAGGAUGGAGACGUUUUCAGGUCCUGGUGGCGGUGUGUGUGUGUGUGUGUGUGUGUGUGUGUGUUUGUGUGUGUGUGUGUGAGACAGCAGCUGAGGACACUGCUCGUUAAGCAGAGCACCUUUUAAAAAAAAAAAGAUUAUAUGAAUGAUUAAUGAUUAUAUUGUCAUGUUGGUUGUGACACCAAAUCGCUCCUGCAGAGGGCGCUCUGCUCAGGAGACAUGAAUGUCUCUGUGUGUGUGUGUGUGUGUGUGUGUGUGUGUGUGUGUGUGUGUGUGAAGCAGCUCGGUGAAGGGUCGUGUCGGAGGGUCUUCAGCAGAGCUGCUGUUCUCUGUUCUCUGGUUUAUCGUCUGUUUCACUUCGGGAGGAAGAUUUUUACAU
Myripristis murdjan (pinecone soldierfish) is the source of this 3958-nucleotide messenger RNA. RefSeq names its product solute carrier family 35 member 2 (gene slc35a2). Gene Ontology annotation, molecular function: pyrimidine nucleotide-sugar transmembrane transporter activity. The transcript is spliced from 6 exons. Lineage: Eukaryota; Metazoa; Chordata; Actinopteri; Holocentriformes; Holocentridae. The record is from RefSeq and is a predicted model, not a curated record. The coding region runs from base 333 to 1493 and encodes 386 amino acids. Gene Ontology annotation, cellular component: Golgi membrane. Gene Ontology annotation, biological process: pyrimidine nucleotide-sugar transmembrane transport.